AAAUAGCCACUUUUACAGUUGAAGCGUUAUGCAUUAGACACGGAGUUCAUGGAGUUCACAGUGGGCCGGAAAACUGAAACACUCCGAGGUCACUGUGUUUUAUCUUUAACUUGAUGUUUGGGCUGGUGGUGAAAAGCUCUCAUUACACUCUGAUUACAAUUUACAGCUAUUUACAUCCGCCUACUUCUAAUGGGUCACUUUCUCAUAUUAAAACCACAUCAUUUAUACACACAGCAUACUGUAAUAGCUGCUGGUGUUUGGUGAUCAAGCAGUAUGCAAACAGAAAUAACACUCACAGUUCAGGAUUCAACCUGCUACCUGUCAUAAGCUCUAUAAAGUUAUUGCUUUUAAAUGAAUAGGCCCAGCUCAUGUAAUAUACAGACACCUCAUUACACUCUGAUAAUGAUGAUAUUAUUAAUAAUAAAUCUUCAGUCAUGGCAGCCAACUUUUUUUUAACUCGCUUAUUACACUUUCACGAAAAAAAAAAAAAAAAGGUAAUACACUUUUAUACCUUUCCUUGUCCCUUAACUUUGUACCUUUUGUGUUUCACCUGGAAAUGUCGAUAUAGUAUACCUUUAAGAAUGAUAUAAGUUACACGGUUGGACCGUAAUUACUUUUUAUAGUAAAGCUUUAAAAGGUAUACUGCAUGCACCUUUCGAGGUAAAAGAUCCAUACUAAAGAUACAAAAGGUGCACCUAAGAGAUGAGGAAAAAUACAGUUUAGUGCCAUUUUCUCUAAGAGUAUACAUGGAAUCUAGGCCUAGCGUAUAAUAAGCAUCUAAGGCUCUUACAGCUAUGGCAACCUGAUGUGUUUCGAGCCUGGGUAACUUAUUUACAGGGUGGAGGUGACGUGACCUGAUUUACUAGCCUGCGAAGUGUAUGGCACCUUCAUCUGUAACCCAGGAAACACCUGUGUGUGUUGUUGAGACGUCUAAAUUGGUGAAACCAAGUGUGUAUUUAGUCAACAUGAAGGAAUAGUUUGUCCAAGAAAUUAAAUGUGCAUGAAAUCUUUGCUUGUACCCUGAAUGUCAGGGUAGUCAGUCAGCGAUUUUAUGUAAGAUUUUCCAGUCACACAUUGUUAAGGAGUUCUUUGGUUGUGACUUACGAUCGACAGUCUCAACUCACGACAGAUUUAGUACCUUUGUGUCCAAAGACAGCUGAUGAAAAAACUCUGGCAGUGUCAGAAAUAUUUGAUUCCAAUCACAAAGUGUGACCUCUGGUACGACGCUUGUUUAAAAUCCACCAAUAGGAGGAUGGCGUAGGAUGACGCAAAACUCCUGGGCCAGCUACAGAUGGCAAACCAUGAACUGUAAAAAUCAUUAUUACCUCCAGCUCACUUUGAAGAAUGUUUCUGUUUAUGCAGCCCAAUUUUCUGCAUGAGCCUGAAUCAUGCUGAUUGAUGACGUAAGCAGAACGUACUAAUUUUUUUUUAAUUGCAGGUUUAUCCUUAGAGGAUCUUCAUCACAUAAUCUGACAGGGAGUACACGUGUUGUCUUGCAAUCUGUUAUAAUAUUCAGUCAAGAUUUUAUUGAGAUCAUCUUAUACAGCCUGAGAAGUUAUAAUCUUUAAAGACAGCUGUAAUCCUACAAUCUAAAAUCUGCUUACUAGCUUACCAGAACCUGCCAGUUUACCUUCUCAUAAGAAGAAGGAAGCUUCUUUCCGCUUGCAAAAUUUAAGAUAUCUGCAUGCAAUGCAAUACGAGAAAAAUCUUUAGACACCAAACAUGUCUUGGCUGAUUGACUACAUUUUUUGUUUUUGUGAGGUUUUUUUUCGGCCUGAAGUAUUCCUUUAACAUGAUCACCAUGACCCUAAAUCACACUUUACAACUAUGUGUGUGUGUUACAACGCCAGUUGUAUGUUGUGUAUUUGUACGCCAGAUUUAAUUGUGUGGUCACGAACUGAACGUUUCUCGUUGAGCGGCAGGAUCAGUGAAUCCUCCUCAUCUGGCAGUUACAAAAAGGCUAUUCUGUGUGUUGUUACAGAGCUCGAAAGCCCUGAGAGAAAGCUUUGUCCCGAGCCAAAUUGUAGCUGUAAACCCUGCGAAAUGACACUGAAUAGAAAGCUCACUUUUUUUUCCCCCUCCCCAAACAUACAAGUGUGUUCUGCUGCACAAAGUCACACACACACAAGAGAUACUUUUGUGCAACUGCAAAGAGUACAGGAAAUGCUUUUGGCUGUGGUCUCCUCCAGAACAUUUAGCCCAACAAAUGUGCUGUGUGCAUGCUCAACCCGAUUCCUCACAUGAGAAACAAACAUUCAGUGAAAAUCACACCUCUGAUGAGUGUCCCACUUUCUGGUGUCUCAUUGUUAUGCUGCUUCUGGUCACUAUUACCUUUAACUAAUUAUAUCCUUAGUAAGCAUUUUAUUUUUUCAAAUUAUGCAGCAUGAAUUAUUAAUCUACAGCUUGUUUUGUGGCACUCUUGAAUAAUUAAUUAUGCUGCAGGCUAGUGUAGACCUGUGUGGCCUAAAUGGAAAAAAAGCCUAUAUAUAUUUUGUGCUGUUUGAUAGUGAAGAGGCAGUGAUGUCUGAACACACACAUACUCCUGCUACUCAAACUGAGGACUUACUUACAAACUUGAUUACAUAAGCAGACCUGAUGAAAGCAGCAAAUCCUCUAUUGCAUGUAGUUUUAUACCUGAAAGUCAAGAAUAGCAUACAUUUACUGUGUUUAAAAAAAAAAAAAAAAAAAAAAAACACUAAGAAGGAGCAUGGAGUGGGCAGGGCAAGAAGAUAUAGUGAAAGCAAGUAUCAGGUGCAUCUACUUAGUCACACCCUUUCUCACCUGAGACAAUCAAGGUACACACACCAAGUUGCAUGUCACGUCUGGACGCUUUCUAGCUUCACUCCUAUUCCCAUCACUCUGUAGAUGCUCUUUAACAUGGAGAUGGCAGUGUUACACCUCCAUGAAGACAACAUGGACUCUUUCAGCACAAAGAACCUGGCCCUGCAGGCCCAGAAGAAGCUCAUGAGCAAGAUGGCUACCAAGACAGUGGCCAACCUGUUCAUCGAUGACACGAGCAGCGAGGUGCUGGAUGAGCUGUACCGUGCUACCAAGGAGUACACACGCAACCGCAAGGAGGCACAGAAGAUAAUUAAGAACCUCAUCAAGAUGGUGGUCAAAUUGGGUGUGCUGUACCGCAACGGGCAGUUCAGCAGCGAGGAGCUUCUGCUCGUCGAGCGCUUCCGCAAGAAGGUGCACACGCUGGCCAUGACUGCAGUCAGCUUCCACCAGAUCGACUUUACCUUCGACCGGCGUGUCAUGAGCAGCCUCCUGAACGACUGCCGCGAGCUGCUGCACCAGGCCAUCAACAGGCACCUCACAGCUAAAUCGCAUGCCCGCGUCAACCACGUCUUCAACCACUUCUCCGACUGCGAUUUCCUGGCGGCUCUCUACAGCCCCUCUGAGGUCUACCGCACCCACUUGCAGAGGAUCUGUGACGGAGUGAACAAAAUGCUGGACGAAGGCAACCUUUGACCCUCUCACUGAGUUUUUCUCACUGAGCUCUUAUAUUAUGUUGUGUUUUUAAUGUAUGUGAAUAUUUUCACAUUUAUAUUUUGUGUUUUUUUUUUUUUUUUUUUUUUUUUUUUUUGUUACGCCACACCCCGCCUCAACUAAAUCAAAGCUCUUUCUGACUCAUUGUUCCUCCUCUGGGUGGGCUGAACAGCUGUGUGUUUUCCAAGAAAAUGCAACACCUUUGGUUAAACCAUUAAAAGAAGAAGCGCAUAACCCAGACUUUAAACACUCACUCAUAUCUGUAAGGAUUAUUCAGGGGUGCUGGUUGAGAUUUAACGUUGAAGUAGCACAUGAACAUGCUUUCCUGAAGUUUCUUUCUUCUUGAUGAGAAGAUAAGUUUUAUAAUGUGUAAAUUCAUGCACUAUAAUAAUUAAGCCGAAGGAGAUUUUGCAGUUUUUCUCUAGCGUUAGUUUGAGGUUUACGUUGUACACUUUCAUGUUCUGGCUAGAAAAAUAACGCGUCAGCUCCACUUGUCCUCAGAAGCCCAGUGUAAGCAAUCUCUCAGUGCAAACAUUUUUAGUCUUUUCAUGUUUUAAUACCCGCGUGAGUCACAUGAGAAUGCAGGAAUAGAAUUGAGCUUUAUGUGGAUGAGAAACCGGUUUAGUGAAGUCUGAAAUGGUCAUGUAUCAGCAACUCCUUGUCACGUUUUUAUUAAAUUUUUCGCUGUGACAGAUGACCUUUUCACCCUGAUGCAGUUCCUCAGUGGGAAUGAAGGCAAACUGAGCAUGUUUCACUGUACUACUAUUUCAUAACUUUGUUUUUAUAUUUUUAUUACUGAGGCUUUUUCCGUUUUGUGUUGUACUUUAUUGUAUAAUUUUUUGUGUGUGUGUGGCUCUGAUUAAGACACAGUAAAAAUGAAGCAACUCAGCCAAAGAGAUGCAAAGCAGAAUAUUUUUUAAGUGCAGGGAGGAACAAACCCCAGUAGGAGUGCUGAUCUAGGGGUUGACGUUCCCAGCAGCAGCGCAUGACACUCUAGCAGCCAGUGUUCUAAUGUAUUUAAAGAUGUGUGACGUAAGAGUUGAUUUUGAAGUUUAAACCACUUACAUUUCCCUGAUAACUUGAGCAGCUGUUGAAUGAAGGACCUCACUAAACAGGAUUAUCUCUAUAUUUGAUCUGUAGGCAUGUAAAUCAUUUGCAGGCUGUUUGUGCGUGCAGAGAUCCUGACCGAUGCAUCAAGGUGAUACAAAUGUUUGCUUUCAAAGUUCUAUCAACGUCUUGCAUCGCAUAUCUAUAACCAAACAUAGGUGUCAAUAUUACUGCUCACCAUCCAAAGAUAAACAUGAACCAUCAAUGUUUUACAGCAUGUAUGCACUUAUCAAUAGUGUUGUAAUAUUCUUUUUUUUUUUUUUUUUUUUUUUUUUUAAUUAUAUAUGUAAAAAUUGUUUUGAAUGUGUCCCCACCUGACACUAAAGGUAAUAAUCAUGAUGGCAACUAGCUUGAAGCUGAUGUAAAGCCAACCUAAUAGUAAAUACAGCAUUUCUUCUCAGGAUUGAAGCCUACUCAAACACACAAAAGGAUUAAAGAGUCUGGAAUUGCUUACCGCCGAUUUCAGUGGACAAUUAACAGAUGUCUUCCAACUUUCUGGUUUUAUCCUUUUGCUCCUUGCAUCGAAUUGUAGGUGUGAUUUGUCUGAUGUGCCUUCACCUUUCCAGACCUGUUGUAUAUAAGUACAUAUAUAUAUAUAAACAGUCUAUAUAAAGGAAAGCUUGUUUUUAAUUGA
Molecule: messenger RNA, 5233 nt
Organism: Pangasianodon hypophthalmus (striped catfish)
Lineage: Eukaryota; Metazoa; Chordata; Actinopteri; Siluriformes; Pangasiidae
Gene: tnfaip8l1
Product: tumor necrosis factor, alpha-induced protein 8-like 1
Exons: 2
Coding region: 2866-3474 (202 amino acids)
Biological process (GO): regulation of apoptotic process
Cellular component (GO): cytoplasm
Source: RefSeq, a predicted model, not a curated record